AUGUCAACCACCACCAACGACGAGAAGAGCGCCGUCCCCGCGCAUGAUGUCCAUACUCCAGAACACUCACUGAGCGACAGCACCACGCUGCAACUUCCGAACUCAUGGAAGUACAAGCGCUUCAGCGUCUUCGGCUACAAGUUGCCCUGGAUGGCUUCGCCUCCCGUCCAGCUUGUGAUCGUCUCUCUCGUGUGCUUCAUGUGCCCGGGUAUGUUUAAUGCUCUCAAUGGCAUGGGAGGAGGUGGUCAGCUUGACCCGACCGCGAACAACCAGGCAAACACCGCCCUGUACUCCACGUUCGCUGUCGUCGGUUUCUUCGCGGGAACCUUCACCAACAAGUUGGGAAUCCGCACUGCGCUCUCCUUCGGUGGCAUUGGCUACUCCGUAUACGUCGCAUCCUACCUGAGCUACAACCACACCCAGAAUCUGGGCUUCACCACCUUUGCAGGCGCACUUCUCGGUGUGUGUGCUGGUCUGCUCUGGUGUGCUCAAGGCGCCAUUAUGAUGUCCUACCCUCCCGAGGAGUCUAAGGGCCGUUACAUUUCCUGGUUCUGGAUGAUCUUCAAUCUGGGUGCUGUGAUUGGCAGUCUGAUUCCUCUGGGUCAGAACAUGCACACCACUACGGCAUCCUCAGUUAACGAUGGCACCUACGUUGGGUUCCUUAUCCUCACCAUCAUUGGCGCUGCGCUCUCAUGGACACUUGUCGAUGCACGGGACGUUAUCCGUGCUGAUGGCUCUAAGGUUAUUGUCAUGAAGCACCCUUCAUGGAAGUCUGAGAUCAUUGGUCUCGGCGAGACUUUCGUGACUGACCCAUACAUCAUCGCCCUGUUCCCAAUGUUCCUGGCAUCUAACUGGUUCUACGCCUACCACUUCACCGAGGUCAACGGCGCGUACUUCAACACACGGACUCGAGCACUGAACGGUGUAGUCUACUACAUCAUGCAAAUUGUUGGCGCAUACGUCUUCGGUUUUGCCCUCGACUUCAAGGGAGUCCGCCGUACGACGCGUGCCAAGGCUGCCUGGGCCGCUCUCUUUACUACCAUCAUGCUCGUCUGGGGUUUCGGCUACAUGUUUCAGACAACCUACGAUCGAGCCUGGGCUGCUGACCCGACCAACCCCAAGAAGGACUGGUCGGACUCUGGUUACGCAGGUCCCUUUGUUCUUUACAUGUUUUAUGGUUUCUCCGAUGCCGCAUGGCAGACCUGCGUCUACUGGUUCAUGGGUGCUCUGACCAACAACGGCCGUAAACUUGCGAACUUCGCUGGUUUUUACAAAGGUAUUCAAUCUGCUGGUGGCGCUAUCACGUGGGCCCUGGACAACAACGGCAUCGAAUACAUGGACAUGUUCGCUACCAACUGGGGUCUCCUUGGUGGUAGCUUGCUUAUUGCCCUUCCUGUCAUCCUCUUGAAGGUCAAAGACACGGUGCCGAUCGAGGAGGACAUCGCCUUCACCGACGAGACUGUCGCUGAAGUUGCCCCAAAGGCUCGCCUCUCCUCCGCGAACGAUGAUGUUGAGAAAGUCUAGUCUUCUUUGACCGCAAGUUCCACGAAUCAUGAGAGUAUCUUAUUGUAGUCUUGGAUAGGGAUGACUGUGUUGACAAUUUCCUAACAUGUUGGAUACCAUAUUUGGCCCGAAUCUUUCCUGUAUAUCACUUCGCAGAGUAAUGUUGCCUGUGUCUCAGACACUCGAUUACCGAGCUGUUUGACAGGUCUCUGUGCGAUACCCCGGGUCCUUCAUUCUCACAUGCAUCGAGCGGCAGCAAUAGUAGCGAGUCCAGCAAAUCGAUUCUCUAAUCAAUCCAUAUCUGUGAACCAUCC
This is a messenger RNA of Boeremia exigua, 1817 nucleotides long. Its product is annotated as major facilitator superfamily domain-containing protein. The transcript is spliced from 2 exons. The record is from RefSeq and is a predicted model, not a curated record. Lineage: Eukaryota; Fungi; Ascomycota; Dothideomycetes; Pleosporales; Didymellaceae. Bases 1 to 1524 code for a protein of 507 amino acids.